Molecule: messenger RNA, 2067 nt
Organism: Vicia faba (fava bean)
Lineage: Eukaryota; Viridiplantae; Streptophyta; Magnoliopsida; Fabales; Fabaceae
Source: the annotation of a GenBank genome assembly
AUGAUAAUCGCCGAGUUUAUGGGAACUGUGACGGCUCGAUGGUUCCAGAGAAAUCGGAGAAACGGUUGGGUUGACAUUCGCGGGUUUGUGUUGUUGUUUUUGGGAUUGUUUAUGUUGUCUUUUGGAUGGGAUAGGGCUGAGUGUUUUCCUUUUAGUAGAAUUGGGGUUGAUAAUUGUGUUAGGGUUUGGCAAUUGUUGCUUCCGUUUAUGUCUGGGUUUAUUGCUUGUUAUGAACAAAGUGUUUCUGUUGAUAGUUAUGGGAGUUUUAAGCAAUUGGAUCGGAAACAGGUUCGGUUGGUGACAUUGUUUUUCACUACAAUUCUGCUUUUUGUUCCUGCUGUGAUUAGUUAUUUUGUGUAUGAAGCUGGUGAAGAUAGUGUUUCUUUUGGGAAUUUGGCUUGGCCUUUGGCGAAUACUGUUGUUUUCGGCGUGCUUUUGACUGAGAAUUGUUAUAGUGGUGACGAUUUGAUGAGUUUCAAAGACUCGAAAAGAGAGUUUUUGGUGAUGUUUAUGUGUACAUUGAUUUUGGAGCUUUUUUAUUAUCCUGAUAUUUCUCUUUGGGGUUUGUUGAUUUGUGGUUUGUUGCUCUAUGUGGCUGUUAGAGAUUUGGAUUCUUUUAAUUCCGAUGAUCUUGUGUUCGGAGACGAGUCUUCGCAAUUUUUAACUGAAAUGGUUAUGAAGCCUAUUAGACAUAUAUUGAGCGAGAGGAAAUCGAGGAAAAUUGCGCUUUUUCUUUUGAUCAAUGCCGGGUAUAUGGUUGUGGAGUUUGUUGCCGGGUUUAUGAGCAAUAGUCUUGGGCUGAUAUCAGAUGCGUGUCACAUGUUGUUUGACUGUGCUGCUUUGGCAAUUGGGUUGUAUGCUUCGUAUAUAUCUCGUUUGCCUGCGAAUAACCACUAUAACUAUGGCCGAGGAAGAUUUGAGGUUCUAUCGGGAUAUACUAAUGCUGUUUUUCUAGUUCUUGUUGGAGCAUUGAUAGUUGUGGAGUCCUUUGAGAGGAUUUUGGAUCCUCAAGAGAUUUCAACUAGUAGUUUGUUGGUUGUUUCUGUAGGAGGACUUAUAGUUAAUGUUAUUGGGUUGAUCUUCUUUCACGAGGAGCAUCAUCAUGCUCAUGGAAUGUCUGGAUCAUGUUCACAUUCGCAUCCACAUUCACACUCGGAGUUACAUAACCACGACCAUCAUUAUCAUCAUGAAAGCAACCGAGAAAUCAUUUCGGUUUCCAGUGAUUGCCAAGAUAAGUCAUGCUCUGGUGAUAUUGGACAUCACAAUCACUCUAGUCAUGAGAGGAAAGUUGUGUUUCUUGCAGAUAAUCACAACAUUCAGAGCAUUGAGCAUCACAUCGAUGAUCCCCGGCCGUCUGACCACCAUGAUCAUAAUCACCAUGCUGAUCAUCAUGAUCAUAAUCACCAUGAACAUGCCCAGAAGCAUGAUCACCACGAUCAUAAUCACCAUCAUGACCAUAAUCACCAUGCCAACCACCAUGACCAUAAUCACCAUGCCAACCACCAUGACCAUAAUCACCAUGCAAGCCACCACAGCCAUGAUCAUGAUCACCAUGACCAUCACCACCAUCAUGAAGCGGACCAUCAUAGUCAUGAUGGCGUUCACCAAAAGCAAAGUCAUUGCCACAUCGAUCACAAUAUGGAAGGGAUAUUCUUACAUGUUCUUGCAGACACAUUGGGGAGUGUCGGUGUUGUUAUAUCUACACUUUUAAUUAAGUACAAAGGUUGGCUGGCUGCUGAUCCACUCUGCUCAAUUUUCAUUUCGGUCUUAAUCGUAUCCUCUGUGAUACCUUUACUCAGAAACUCGGCUGAAGUUUUGCUCCAAAGAGUUCCUAGGGCACAUGAGCGUGAUCUGAAAGAUUCCUUGGCCAAUGUUUUAAAGAUAAAGGGUGUUUAUGGCAUUCAAAAGUUCCAUUCUUGGAGCUUCACGAACACAGAUGUAGUAGGAACACUGCAUCUACACGUGUCAACGGAUACCGACAAAAUAUCAGUGAAGUCUCAGGUUUCACAUCUAUUACACAAUGCUGGAAUAAAAGAUUUAACCUUGCAAGUAGAAUGUGUUACAUAG